This is a messenger RNA of Lasiodiplodia theobromae, 1914 nucleotides long. RefSeq lists its product as uncharacterized. The transcript is spliced from 2 exons. The record is from RefSeq and is a predicted model, not a curated record. NCBI's taxonomy places the organism in Eukaryota, Fungi, Ascomycota, Dothideomycetes, Botryosphaeriales, Botryosphaeriaceae. The coding region runs from base 1 to 1914 and encodes 637 amino acids.
AUGUCGGCUGACCCAUCAUCAACCAUCGAGCCCGCCCAGGGCGAGCAGCGGCUCCGCAUACCCGGCUUUGGGCUGCCUGUCAAUUAUCAACCUGAUGUUGGAAACUCUUCAACUCCGGUACCUGCAGGAAGUGUACCAUUUCCUCAUGCUUUGAGAUACUGGAAAGCCAGAGCAGUCACGGUCAGGGAGAAGAACAUGCUGGCCAUGAUAAAUGACGUUACAGACAAGGACGAAUGGCGCCGGAAGGUGUUUGACAAGAGUGUCGUCGAGAAAUGGAAAUCCGAAAUUGUAAACGACCAUGGAGACAACCGAACUGUGAAUGAGUGGAAAGAAUUUGGACAGGGGUUCACUGCGGAUAUGUUUGACUUCUGCAUAGAAGAAGUCCGCCAUAAGGCCGGGUUGCACGAAGAGACGGGGAUGACUUUGAUCUUGAACACAGACACAGGUGUAGUCAAGUCCGACGCCGUUGUUUCAUCGGAACUGAAGCAACAGUUCAGACCUGCAAUGAAGCCGCUUGAGGACGUCCCCGACAAUCAAAAAGAUUGGCACCCUGGCUCAAACAAUACAGUUCUCAACCUCGUCGACCCUUGUCUCUUCCCAUUAGUGUACGGCCGCACUCGCGUUCUCCCUCACGGCACAAUCGGCCUCAACGACUUUCUCCAAAGCUUCACUUUCGGCGAACAGACUCACGUCCCACCGUGGCAAGAAGCCCAAUCCGAAACCUUCGUCCAGCACGACGCCAAAACGUUCUCCACGAAGUUCCAGUGGCUGCCCUGCGACGUCCACUUCGAAGAAGAAGACAACUCGGUGAAGAUCACGAGCUACAUCAACAACCUCCACCCAGCCGAGCACGAGGACCUCUACCGCGCACUAGAACGCCUCAUCGCCGCCGCCAUCCCGCUCUGGUCGCUCGUCCUCGGCUACACCAAAUCGCACGAAGACGCGCGCUGGACCGCCCGCGAAGACCUACGCGUCCCAUCCGCCAACGGUCCGAAAUGGUCUCGCUUCAACCGGACCCUGACCACCGAGCGAGCCGGGGUAGAGGAGCUGCUAGUCGGGCAGGAGCGCGCCAUGGUGAGCCGCUUCUUAUACAUGCCCUCGCCGCGCGCCUACUCCGCGUCCGCCAUGCCCGAGCCCUUGACCGACCUGCGCGCGCUCUACGCCGCGACAGGCCUUCAAGUCAUCAUCAGGAUCACUGCAAUCCACCUCACGCCGUCGAGCCCGCGCUACGAAGGCGGCCCGUGGGACAUCGAGGGCCACCACCUGAACGAGCACAUCGCCGCCACGGCGCUGUACUGCUACGACAGCGCGAACGUCGUCGACUCCUCCACUACACCCACUGACAGCAGCAGCAGCGGCGCCGGCGCCGGCCGCCUCUCCUUCCGGCAAAAGAUCGAGCGCGAGCACAUCCGCUCCCUGCCUUACCAGCGCACCUCCCCCUCGGACCGCGGCGGCAUCGAAUUCGUCUACGGCAUCGACGCCGCUCACGGCGGCGGGGCCGCUGCCGUGCAGGAAAUUGGCGACGUCUCGAUGCGCGAGGGCCGCAUGCUCGCGUUCCCGAACGUGCUGCAGCGCCGCGUGCGGCCGUUCGAACUGGCCGACAAGACGAAGCCCGGCCACCGCAAGGUCGUCGCUCUGCUGCUCGUCGAUCCGGCGCGGCGCGUGCUGUCGACGGCGAAUGUGGCGCCGCAGCAGAAGGGGUGGUGGGAGGGGGAGGUGCGGGGGAGUGGCGUGUUGGGAAGGUUGCCGGAGGAGUUGGUGCAGCAAGUACUAAACGAGGUGGACGACUGGCCGAUGAUGGGGGUGGAGGAGGCGAGGGGGCUGAGGUUGGAGGUGAUGGAGGAGAGGGAGGCGUUCCGGGAGGUGAUGGAGAGGGCGAUUGAGAGCCAUCGCUUUGAUCUGCGUGAGCGUUAA